Messenger RNA from Hyla sarda, 2477 nucleotides. Its product is annotated as A-kinase anchor protein 8-like. Gene Ontology annotation, cellular component: nucleus; nuclear matrix. Gene Ontology annotation, molecular function: protein kinase A regulatory subunit binding; DNA binding. The record is from RefSeq and is a predicted model, not a curated record. NCBI's taxonomy places the organism in Eukaryota, Metazoa, Chordata, Amphibia, Anura, Hylidae. The coding region runs from base 103 to 1557 and encodes 484 amino acids. The transcript has 14 exons.
GUUUGAGAAGGGGAAGAACAGCAGCCAAUAGCGCCGUUGUGUGGGCGGAGUUACCUGUGGAGACGAAGAGAAGUCCAUUUUACCGUACAUUGAAGCGUCAACAUGUACGGGAGAGGCAGAGACGGGUAUAUGGGAAGAGAGAGAGACGUCGGGGCCGGAUAUGGCUAUGGUCAGGACUCAUACGCAGAACCUUGGAUGUCACCCUAUGAUGGGCCGAACAGAAGAAGCAGUUACUAUGAACAACCAGAAAGAAGCAGAUAUGGCUAUUCUGAGCCUGAGCGAGGAUAUAGAGGACGGAGAAAGCAGCGUCCACCUCAUCAUGCAGCGCCACGGGGGAGAGGUGACCGAAGAGGGGGCUUUAGGGGUAACUUUCGGCCAUCUAGACCUGCAAGAGGUGCAAGACAUCCUAAUCAUCCACCAAUCUCAGAUAUGGAGCAAUUUCAGCAACUAAAACCAUUCGUUGAUAGCUUUUACUUUGGAGGAGGGUUCAACGUCAAAAACAAAAGGAAGGGAAAAUGGAAUAAAAGAUUUGACGGAGGACAGCCUCCUGAGAAAAAGAUGAAGACUUCAGCAGAGAACAGCAAGUCUGAGGAGCCGGGAUCAGAAGGAGGUGGCAAUACUGAGGAACCGGACCAGAGCACAAUGAAUGACAGAGAUCAAGAAGCUGGGACACAGGCAGAAACAGAACAUACACAGUCAUCUAGCAUGAAGCACAGAGAGACCCAGAAGGAAUUCAUGGAACGCACUUUGCCAAAUAGGAUCCAGUUUUUCUGCUCUCUAUGUAAGUUCCGCACAUUCUACGAGGAUCAAUGGAACAAUCACCUGAAGACCAACCUUCACGGUCGGCAUCUCAGCUAUUUGGAAAAGAAGCUUUCCAAUAAGGGGGCAGACUUCAUACAGGCGUAUGUGGAGAAUGGCUAUAAGAAGGCAAAGUAUCAUCGUAAACAGGUUGAAGAUCUCAACGCUAAAAUCCUCCAAAUACAUCAGAGUCAUGACCUCACCCUAGGACUGGGCAUGGACAAUUAUGUGAAGAAAGUUGACCUCGCUCAUUGUGAUGCAUGUGACGUAUUCCUCCCUAUGCAUUCGUUAACCCUACAGGAGCAUAUUAAAUCUCCCUCACACAGAAAUAACAGCAAGGACAUGAUAUUAUACGCUAAAAAGAGAGCGUUUAAAACCGCGAUGAGUAUCCUGGGUGACAAGCGUAAUAAGCAAAGAAUGGAGCAGUUCAGAAAAGGUGAAAAUCCCUUCAUAUAUUUUGAUGAGAACAUCAUAAGCAAUUUAGCACCAGAAGGCAAAGAUUCGGGGGAGAUGGCAUGCAUUACACUUUCCGACUCUGAAGGAGAGGAGGAGGAGGAUUUCCAGGGCCAAAACUCCUUCAUAAAUGAGGAGGAGGAUGAGGAGGAAGAAAUCAGAAGUCACUGCAGCACAGAGGUAGUACCAGAAACAGAGGAAUCAGAGCAGAUGCCAUGCAGUACUCCCCCCGACUCCAAAAAGGACGAGGAUGAAGAAGAUUGUGAUGGAAAAGUCACUGAGAAGGAAACUGCUUGUGUUCUGUGAUAUCCAGUUCCAGGGUCCACUUUCCAUCCAGGAGCUGUGGAUCCAUCACCUUCAUCAUCUCUGGCUAAAAAAGAACUUUUGUAAAUCCUCCGGCCCACCACAUGAUCUGUCCUCACAGGAGCAGCAUCCUGAGCCUCCCAAAACUCCAACAUAGACCAUCGGUAUUUUAUAGACCAGAUACAUAGAUUGUGUUUGGUGGCAAACAACUUGUAACAGGAUGAGGACUGACUGUAAUAGAAAGGAAAUAUCUGAGCUCUGUGUGAAGAUACAGAAGCACAUUUUAAGGAUUCAUGAGCUGGUAUUACAGUAGGAGGAGUGAUGAUGAUCAUAGAGCUUUGGCUCCAGAGGGAGGGGGGGUGCCAGAGAAUGAGGAAGGUUUUGUUAAAUGUCAGUUUUUUUUUUUUUUUUUUAAACUGUUAAGUCAUGAAAGCCCCGCUACUUGGUCUCAGAUAAUGAAGAGUGUUUAAUACAGUGUGGAAGAAUAAAGCUGUGAUUUGAUGACUUCUGUCUGCUAGGUGGGUUUUUCACUGUCCAACCUACAGGCCCCUUAUGUCUUUACUCAACCUUGGUUUGCUUACACAUUAUCUCCUUCCGUUGUGUAUAAACUUGCCAUUAUGGUAAUUUCAUCUCCUACCAGUUGUGGAAUGGAGAGCAGAUGGGGAUAAGGCCCUGUAGUAAUUUGGAUACCCCUACAUGGUUUGGUCAUGUUAUCGGAGGGCUGGGUUUUGAACUGCAAUUAGAUAUUGUGUAUAUUCCCCAGUCUUGCUAUGUGGAAAGAGUCCAGAGCUUUAAAUUAUUCAGUACGGGGUUCACCCUAUACUCCUUUCUAUUGAAUUCGGCUUUGUACUCUUUGAUAAGUUUACUCAGUCAGUAGUGUGCGGCCACACAGUUUUGACUUAAAAAAAAAAAAAAUACAAUAA